AUGAAGCUGGCGCCGAACACCAUAGAACUACAUAAAUCAGUAGUAUGCACUUUUACGAAUCCAUAUGCUACCGCAUCGAUCGGCUCGCACCCUCUGGUCAAACACAUGCUGAAAGGCAUCAGCUUGGAGGGGCGGAAACGUCCUAGUAGACUUACCUGGAACGUAAACGAACUUACUGAGUGGUUAAAGUGCUACAAAUUAAAUGAGGAUACCAUCUUUCAAGUCAGCAGACAUCUAGCUAUCCUGUUACUUCUAGCCACAGGUCGAAGGAUCCACGAUCUAACUUUAUUAAAUAUAAGCGAAGAGUUCUUUGAAAUAACAGAUAAAAGUAUUAAAUUAUGGCCUAAAUUUGGCUCAAAAACAGAUUCCUGUACAUACAUACAAUCAGGUUGGGAAAUAACAAUGAACCCAGUCAAAAACUUAGACCUCGUUACCUGGACUAGACGCCUACAGGAAAUAUCAGAACCAAGACGAAGAAACAAAGGUAUUACAAAUUUGUUUAUAACAACCCGCGGUAAAGUCGCCCCAGCUUCAAGAUCAGUGAUAGCGGGAUGGAUACGCACACUGUUCAAAGAAGCCAACAUAAAUGCCUCUCCAGGUAGCUGCAGAUCAGCCGUUGCUACCGGUAAUUGGUUACGCGGGUAUACAAACAUAGAAGAAAUUAUGAAAAAGGGUAAUUGGCAAACUGCAAAAACAUUCUUCAAUCAUUAUCUCAAACCAAUCAACCCUAAAGUCCCAAAUACAAUCAGUAAUAACCUUUCAGAUAAUUUUGCGUUAAUCGACUGA
Molecule: messenger RNA, 786 nt
Organism: Parnassius mnemosyne (clouded apollo)
Lineage: Eukaryota; Metazoa; Arthropoda; Insecta; Lepidoptera; Papilionidae
Source: the annotation of a GenBank genome assembly